AUGGCCAGUAUAAAGAAGCAGCCCGACCAAAAGCAGGAGUCAAACGAACCAAGGUUAGUGCGGAUUUGUGUGUUGAUUAUUUCUGAUACAAUGUUUAGAAAAGUUACCCUUACUCAAAGUGGCAAAUAUUUUGUCACAGUUCCUGCUUUAGACGGGUAGUAACAUUUAAAAUAGAAAAACAUCAAAACACAAGAACAAUAUUAGGAAAUAUGCUUUCUCAAUUCGAGUUAUCCCGCUCUAAUACUCUAAAACCCUUAAAACUAAGCAUAUUCUGCGGACGUUUGAAACUUUCGUGAGCCCUAAGGGCAAAUAUACUUCGUCAAUUCAGAAACUUUGUCAGAAACUCUAAGCACGUCUGACCAUUCUAAAGGAAAUUCAAUAGCGAACAGGGAAAAACAAAGCGACUCCUGCUAUGUGCGUUCUCUAAUUCGUCAGAGCUCUUUGGCGAGAAAGGAUAAGAAAGGAGGAAAGCGUCCGAAUUAAUCUGCAUUGUGAGGUAUUAGUGGAAUUCCGAGUAGUUCGGGGUACGAAACCACAACGGUGAGGUUAGGAUAUGUUUGGCUGAGACCGAAGCUUCGUUUUCCCAAUAAUGGGAAAGGAGAAGUAUUGACCCGUCAGCCUCUCUGAAAGCCUGUAUUUGUACGAUCUAUUGACCAUGCUUUUAAAAUGCUUUCAAAUUUGUACUUGUCAGAUUGAAGGAUACUGAAAUAUGAUAGAUGCAUUUUUUUUCCUUUUGAGGAGAAAAUUUAUAAUUAUUUUUGACAUAAAAUCGGAAAACGUUGAGGUGAAGAAAUUUUAUUUCCGUUUAGUCAUUCGGUUUUGAAUUGCCUUUACCUCUCGGAGAAGCGCUUACCUUUAAGUGUUUCAGGUGUUAGAAAACGAGUACGCAGAAAAACCUCCUUAGUUCAUGCAAUUUGUCAUGAUAGUCACUUCGUUUUGGUUCUGAUAUAAUACAGCCGUCUUCAUCUUCCAGAAAUAUCGGCGUCGUUUUCGAUAGUACUAUGUCAAUGCUCCCUCAUGUCAAAUCUGUCUGUAAAUCUGCCUUCUAUCAUCUUCGGAACAUUUCCCGUAUAAGGAAAUUACUAUCCAUUAAGACCACUGAGACUCUAGUCCACGCCUUUGUAACCUCCAAGUUGGAUCACUGUAACUCUCUUUUAUACGGUGUCCCCAAAUACGCUAUCCAAAAGCUCCAAUCAGUGCAGAAUGCAGCGGCUCGACUUAUUACCAGCUCUCGUAAAUUCGACCGCAUCACCCCUGUUUUGUUCGACCUACACUGGCUUCCAAUUUCUGAGCGAAUUAAAUUCAAAAUAAUUCUGCUCACCCAUAAAAACUCUUCACCAGCAGUCUCUUGUCUACAUUCAAGACCUAAUACGCCGUUAUUCAACUUCAAGAACGCUCCGUUCGUCUUCAACAUUGCGUCUGACUCCUGUCAACUUUAAUCUCAAGUCCUAUGGCUAUAGAGCUUUUGCUGUUUCGGCUCCUGAACUGUGGAAUAAACUACCUGAUGACAUUCGUUCUUGUGACAAUUUAAAUAUUUUUAAACGUAAACUUAAGACUCAUCUUUUUAAAAAUUACUUUAAUGUAUGAUCUCUUUUCUUAUCCAUGUCAAACGCCUAUAAAUUAGACAUCAGUUAACUUAAGACUUACUUUUAAUAUUAUUUUAACGUGUGAUAUUUUAAUAUUUUUGUAAAGCGCUUAGAACAGGACUGGAUAAGCGCUAUAUAAGUAGUUUUAUUAUUAUUAUUUAUUAUAGUAAUAAGACAAAUAUUUAAAGCGUUAUUUAAGGCGUCAUUUUUCACUAGUAAGCAGAGCGCCCGAUUGAAAGCAAACAAGACUGGGUCUUCAGAAUGAAAUAAAAAAUUAUAAAUUUGUCAUGAAGAUGGUAAUGAACGCGAUGAUAAGAAUGAUGACGAUAAUAACACCACCUCCAUCAUUAUAAUGAUUAGUAUCAUCAUCAUCAUUCUUAUUACUACUCACGUUCUUAUGGGUGUUUCUAUUUUAAUACCAUUCUUAUUCGUUUUAUUUAUGUUAUUUGAAUCAUUUCUUUGUCUAAUUGAUACGAUCACUUUUACAGUUGUUGCUGUCCACGCCGACUCAAUCCAUGUUUAUUGUGGUCAUCAAUAUGCAGCUGGUAUUUGCGUUUUCUAAGACAUUUCUUUGGCUGGUUUGGGGAAAAGAUUGCUAGGCAUCCGCUGAUAACAAUUCAGAUAUGUCUUCUGUUUGUCAGUGUUUGUUCUGUGGGGUUUGUUUGGUUCCGGUCAGAAACAAGAACUGACAAACUUUUCGUACCUCAAAGCAGCAAGGCUGUAAAGGACUUGGAGACUGCCGAAAAAUACUUCCGAAUCAAGUUUCGAGAAGAAAUCGUCCUUUUGGUGGCAGCGCCUGGUCAUCCCAAUGUUCUCUCUCCUGAGUGUCUGAGACAGGCUUUCCGUGCCCACAAGGCAGUUAUGACCUUAGAAUCUUAUACCGACUUCUGUGUUACACUGUUGGGGAACAAAUCCAGAUCACCAGAAGACUGUGUGAUGAUCAACCCGCUGGAAUUUCUGCAGUUUAAUGAGAGUUACCUGAUCAACAAAGACAUUAGCCAAAUUCAACAUGAACUAAGCAAAGCCUUAAAGAACACAAGCUUCAUCAUGCGAAACGGACGCCCCUUCUGGCUGAACUUGAACCGAAUAUUUGGCAAAAUCACCCGAAAGCAAGAGAACAUAACUGGUGCGAAAGCAUUGCAAAUAGUUUAUCACAUUCGCGAUCCGUCCGAUGAAGACGCCCGCGAAAGGGUCCUCAACUGGGAGAAGAAGUUUAUCGAUAAGAUGGCUUCUGUGGUGGACAAACUUCCCUGCUUUGAAGUCCACUACUCGAGUGAGAGGAGCCUGGAUGACGCUGUCGCUGAGAGCAGUGGGUCUGACGUCAAACUGGUGUCAAUCACUUACACUCUCAUGAUCUCCUUUGCUUGCAUCAUGCUGGGAAAGUUUAAAAAUCCGCUGACCGGCCAUUCCCUGCUCGCUAACGCAGGAGUGUUCGCAGUGGCUCUGGGGAUUCUAGCUGGACUCGGCCUCGGUAUGUGGUUUCGAGUGCCAUUUGUCAGUAUCGUGGGAGUGCUUCCGUUCCUUGUCCUUGGAAUCGGCCUCGAUGGCAUAUUCAUCUUAGUGGAUGAACUUGACCGACAGCCGUGUGACCUUUCGACAACGGAAAAGAUCAAAGCAGUCAUGAGGCAUACAGGUGCGACUGUUACUAUGACAACUAUGACGGAUUUAGUGGCAUUUGCAGUCAGCACAUCCACCUCAUUCCCAGCCAUUAGGUAAGGAAGUUGAAUUGAUUGCCGACUAAGUCUACUCUUUCAGGUAGCAAUUAUGAAGAAAUUUUACUGAUUCCUUGUGGUUCUGUUUGAAUAACUAAUCUAAGGAAAAUAUUUAUAAUGCAACGCGGUAAAAUAAUUUUAUGAGGGUGUUCACAAAUCUCGGUACACUUUGAAUAAAAGACAUCGCGUCACGAAGGAUAAAAAGGAUUGCCAUUUCAGGCCUUUUUACAAUUUCCGUGGCUUGGCCGAAGUGUCUUUCAGUCUUUUCAAUUUGACUGGUUACUUUAAAGAAGCCUUGAAAUCUGAUUGGUUGUUGCGUUUUAUGAAGCUUUCUCACUGCCUCAGAAAAAGUUGUGAUUAAGGGAAAACACUGGUGCGAUCACCAGUGACGCGAUAAAGAGUUAAGUGUUUCGAAUUCAAACUACGUGUGCAUCGAUGUUAAUUGUACUAUGCAAGCCAACAUGCUCUUUUUGCUAUUUACUACACAAGGCACGCAUGGGUUUCAAUUUUGCAAAACACUUACGUAGAUAGAGUAACAUAGUGAUCACUGAUCGAUGCUUAACUCAUCCUAUUGUAGGUAUUUCUGCAUCUACGCAGCCCUGACAGUAACGUCAUCAUUCCUAAUGGUUGUCACCUUCUUUGUGGCCGUCAUGACCUAUGACAUAAGAAGAAUUAAAUCCAGUCGCAGAGAUUGCCUCCCAUGCUGCCUGGCGCCGCGACCCAAAGAUGGAAAGCCAGCCUGGGACGAGCCCAUCACACAGACGUCAAAUCGAGUCAUGAAGACUUGGGGAAAAUUCUUGACGUUUCCAGCAACAAAAUGCUCGGUGAUAUUCAUCUCGCUGCUGCUGCUUGGAGCUGGAAUUUACGGAGUCACUCAAGUGGACGAGGCGUUUAACAGAAGAAUCCUAGCAAAGGAUGAUUCUUACUUGAAACAGUUUUUGACCGCUCAAGAAAAACAGUUUGACCUUUCUAUUCCAGUGAGCAUCGUGGAGACUGGCGCGUUAGAUUAUGAGAAAUAUACAACCCAGCAACAGAUCAGAGCAUUGACAAACAUCGUGACGGAAAACAAAUACUACAGAGACCGCUCGUUAUCCUGGAUGGACACGUUCUCUCGUUACGCUGAGCAAACUAAUAAGAGCAUCACUGGUCCUUACUUUUUGCCUGCCUUGAGAGAAUUCCUUCGUAUUCCAGCCUUUUCCCAUUUCAGUCAAGAUUUGAAGUUUACCACGGAUGGCAACAGACUGGAAGCCUCUCGCAUCUUUGGAUUUAUGAAGAGUACCAGCACCUCCACCAUCCAGAAAAACGCCAUGCUCACACUUCGUGAAGAUAUCGCAGAAAAGUCGGAACUUGAUGCCUUUCCAAUCAAUCGACUCUUCAUAUACUUCGAGCAGUACGCCAUUACUUCCAGGGAAACCGUAAGAAAUCUCAUUAUCGCAGCCAUAGCGGUACUGCUUGUUACAAGCCCCUUUUUAGUGGACUGCACAGUUACGUUCAUUGUAGUGCUGAACUUUGCGGCCCUGAUAUGCGAGUUAUUCGGACUGAUGGUCAUCUGGAAUGUUUCCCUCAAUUCUGUUUCUAUGGUUAACCUCGUUAUGGCCAUUGGAUUUGCAGUCGAUUACAGUGCACAUAUCGCGCAUGCGUACAUAGCGUCAAACGAAGCAACAGUCAAUGGACGAGUGGUAGAUGCCUUGAGUACAUUAGGAGCAAGUGUAUUCAUGGGAGGUUAGUCACGUGUACAUUUAAGUUUAUUUUUCGUCUUUAAUUCGCACACUUUAAACUCACUUCUGCAGUCGAACGCAAUGAAGGAAAACUACAGAUUCUACUUCAUUUGGACGUAAACUUGUCGUGACUGUUAUUUUCUUUCUGUGUGGUUCAACACAAGGAUUUAUUCAAUUACACUCUGAAUUUUCUUUAGAAUCGAGUUACUUCCACAUUGUAAAAACAAGGUGACCAUUUUGCCAGCGCUCUAGCAUUGUUUAAUUUGGUUUCCUUCUUUUAUUUAUUUGUUUCUUAGGGUUCAGUACUUUCCUUGGCAUGGUCGUUCUUGCAUUUGCCGCAUCACAGAUCUUCCGUAUAUUCUUUAAAAUGUUCUUCGGCAUCGUCGUGCUCGGUCUCCUCCACGGCUUGUGUAUUCUACCUGUUCAUCUGUCCUUGCUUUGCUGGAGACCAGCUGUUGGGAUCAGACCCCCCUCACAUGAGGACACUUCCAAGAAACAAGGCAAUGAAUACAGCCGAGUUGAUACACUCUACGCCCCUGAAUCUUUGAAGGAUGAAUGUGACAGGGAAACAAACGUCUAAAAGAGGUGCCUUGCAGGUUUUAUGCUGUUUGAGCAGAGGUGCCUUGCAUUUUACUAGCAGUCCAGUAAAAUUGCUGUUUUAGCUAACUAAGCCAACUAAAUGACUUUUAACCUCGAAAAGACAAGAUUUUAAUCGAUACAACAACGUGAAUUAUCGCCAAUAAGCUACUCACACGUCACUCGUGACAACGCUUCGUUAGCGCUAAGCAACUGCAAAGCUUGUCUGAUUGUCAUAAAACCUUAUCCAACGUAAACGCCUAUCAAAAAUUAAUAUUUGUCAAAUGGAACCAACAAGCAACCAACGUGGGAAGAAGCGUGUGGAAAUUAAGCGAUUGAUUGCAGGUUUUUGUUGGAAAUAGGAUUUAUGGACUGACCAAUUUAGUUGUGCACCAAUCCCUUGAAAAUCGUUAGUCCACAAGUCCCAGUACUAAACGUGUAAUACUAAUGCUGGACUAUUGUAAAAUACAUUUUCACGGAACACAUCCUGAGAAAUGCGAAGGUGAUGAUUUAUGGAAAAAGAGAAGGUUUCAAAAUUUGAAAGGUAUUCAAAAGUUUAGGGAAGGAAUUUUAAAUCAUAUUAUUCUUGAUGAAUACUCAAAAUAUCUUUUAUUUGUUUGAAGAAAUUAGCCCAUUUAAAAAGUGGAGCAAAUUUCGACUGAAUAUUUCAACUUUUUUUUGAAAAUUUUGAGUAGUACACAAAUAGUUGGGAUCAGUCCUGUCAUAAAUUUAGUGUUUUCUUCCACAUUGUUAAGAAAUUAAUGUAGGGCAUCUGUUCAUUAAUCAAAGAGAGUUUUCUUAAGUAUUGGUGUGUAAUUUGUAUUGUGG
This is a messenger RNA of Pocillopora meandrina, 6420 nucleotides long. NCBI's taxonomy places the organism in Eukaryota, Metazoa, Cnidaria, Anthozoa, Scleractinia, Pocilloporidae. The record is from the annotation of a GenBank genome assembly.